This is a messenger RNA of Glycine soja, 2019 nucleotides long. Its product is annotated as cyclic dof factor 3-like. The record is from RefSeq and is a predicted model, not a curated record. The coding region runs from base 220 to 1635 and encodes 471 amino acids. Gene Ontology annotation, molecular function: DNA binding; DNA-binding transcription factor activity. Gene Ontology annotation, biological process: regulation of DNA-templated transcription. Lineage: Eukaryota; Viridiplantae; Streptophyta; Magnoliopsida; Fabales; Fabaceae. The transcript has 2 exons.
AGGCAGAAGAAGAAGAAAAGAAAAGAAAAUCUAACAGAGGCCACAAGAACUUGUGGCCUGGAAUCGAAACCUCGGUCUGACGUGGCACCUGACUCUGCUUUAAACGGAUCAAAAUCCUAUUCGUCGUGCUCCACUGACACUUCACAUCAAAAACCCAACACAAGUAACGAAGAAGUCACUGCCAUCUCGCAAGUUUCGAUCCCCAGAAGGAAAAUAAAAAUGCACGAAAUUAGAGACCCUGCAAUUCGGCUCUUCGGUCAGAAGAUCCCUUUCCCUGAAGAUGUUGACAAAGAAGAAGAGAGUGCUGAGGAUAGAGAACAAGAGAUGGAAGAACAUGAAGACGAAGGAGACAAGGAUACUAGAGUUGAAAAUGUUACUAAGGAAGAGCUAGAAGCUGAUCCUCCUCUAGAUGCUGAAGAGACUAAGAUUUCAGGCACAUCCCCUGAGGCUAUUGUGAACCCCAAAACACCUUCCAUAGAAGAAGAAACAGCAAAAUCAAAAGGUGGCAAAUCAGAGAAGGAACAAGGCGAUGCAGCCAACUCACAAGAGAAAACCCUGAAGAAGCCUGAUAAAGUGCUACCAUGCCCCCGCUGCAAAAGCAUGGACACUAAAUUCUGUUACUACAACAACUACAAUGUCAACCAGCCGCGUUAUUUCUGCAAAGCCUGUCAAAGAUACUGGACUGCAGGUGGCACCAUGAGGAAUGUUCCUGUGGGGGCAGGACGGCGAAAGAACAAGAACUCUACCUCGCAUUAUCGCCACAUCACUAUCUCCGAGGCCCUUCAAGCAGCAAGAAUUGAUGCUCAAAAUGGAACUCAUCUUCCAACUUUGAAAGGCAAUGGUAGAGUCCUCAGCUUUGGAUUAGAUGCACAUGCACCUAUUUGUGAUUCCAUGGCAUCUCUCAUGAAUCUUGGAGAGAAAAAGGCUCUUAAUGGCACAAGAAAUGGGUUUCAUCAUGGCUUUGAGGAUCAAAGACUCCCCGUUCCUUGCAAAAGUGGGGAAAAUGGUGAUGACUCUUCAACUACAUCCUCCAUUACAAUUUCAAGUCCCAAGGGAGAAAAUAACAAAAGCACCUUCCAACAACAACCAUUGCCCCAAAAUCAUGGUUUCCUUCCUCAAGUUCCAUGCAUUCCUGGUGUUCCUUGGCCCUAUACAUGGAAUUCUCCAGUUCCUCCACCUGCUUUGUGUCCUUCAGGAUUUCCCCUACCAUUCUAUCCUGCUACAUUUUGGAAUUGUGGCAUGCCUGGGAAUUGGAAUGUUCCAUGGUUUUCCUCAAGUUCACCUGCUUCAAACCUCAAGUCUCCAAGCUCCAGUCCCAAUUCUCCAACUUUGGGGAAGCACUCGCGGGACAGUGACAUGAUUAAGCAAGACUCUUUGCACAAAGAAGAAGCUUCAACGCCAAGAAACGGGAGUGUUUUGGUCCCAAAAACGUUGAGAAUUGAUGAUCCAAGUGAGGCUGCAAAGAGUUCUAUAUGGGCAACUCUAGGAAUUAAGAAUGAGUCAGUGAGUGGGGGAGCUAUGUUUAAGGCCUUCCAAUCGAAGAAGGGUGAAAAGAAUCAUGUUGAAGCCUCUCCAAUGUUGAUGGCUAACCCUGCAGCUUUAUCUAGAUCCCUCAAUUUUCAUGAAAACUCCUGAAUUAGUGGCACUGGUGAAAAGUCCUUACAGCAAAGUUAGUCACUUCUUGAGUUAUUUGUCUAGCUAGCAAGAGACGGUGACCAUCUUUGAGUGACAUUGACCUUGUAUAGAAGAAGCGAAAGGGUGGUAGUCUCUGAUUUCCUCGGCACAAGUGAGACGACGAGGACUAAUUCUGUCUUUAAUUUCAUUCGACAAUAUUAAAAUAGAGUAUAUAGGUUUUUUUUCAUGUGCUUAGUUUGAUGAGUGAGUUCAUGUAUAUGUACAUAUAUAAAAAUAUGUGAAAUACUGAUCUUUAGCCUAGAGAGACGGAAAAGAUCUUUUACUUUCUUGUAGUAUAAAAUAAAAAUCCUGACUGUAGAAAAGUAAAUAAUUUUCUUUUGAGUA